UUGCUGCAGAAAUUUUCUUAAACUGUAACAAAUUUCUGUGAAGAUGGCAUAAAAAUAAAAUAAGGUAGGAAGAGAUUAAUUUUUCAAUACGAUACUUAUACUAAAAUAAAAAUUUAAUCUUAAAAUAAAAAUAAUUAUACUGACUUAAAAGUAGCACUAUAAGAAUUGUUUUAUUUUUAUUAGAAAUGUGGGACAAAAAAAAUAAAUAAUAACAAGUGGAUAAAUAGUCAAUUUUAGUUUAAAUUUAUGUAGUGUUUAAAUGACCUGAUGAUAUAUUAAAAUGUACGUCUGUGAAACAGUUCUUAACUUUAUAUAUGCAUAAAUAUUGUAAAGAUUGAAAUUAAAAAAAAUAAAAUAAAAUAAUGGACUUUGACUAUGCAUGAUUUGCUUAUUUUGAUUAAUUAUGCUUUUUGAACGAUUUCAUUAUGGAAUGGACUGUGUGAUUUAUUUGUUAAUAGAAAUUUUCAUUUUUCUCUUAAAAAUAAUGAAUUUUUUCUGUGGUUGAAUUGUAUUUCUGUUUCAAAAAAAAAAAAAAGAAUUGUAUAUUCAUUUGAAAAUACAAUAAGCUAAAUUCAUCUAAAAGUUUGUUUAUUAAAAGUCCUUUUGUUAUUUUUUUAUAGUUUUGUUGAUGUAACACUAAUAUGUCAUUAAUUUUGUAUAAUUUAAUAGUUUAGGCAACAAAUACAUAACGUUUUAAUAACAAAUUAUGAGAAUAUUUGUAUGUUUAGUAUCAAUAUAUCCAAGUAACCCUAUUGAACGAAAAAAAAUACAAUAAUUUGUAUAGUUAGAUUUUAGUUCAGGAAUAAAAAUUAUAUUCAUUCUAAUAUUUUUAGAUGGCUUGCCAAGUUUAUUAAUUUUCUUUAAAAAUCUAUUCCCUACGAAAAGCAUAAAUAUACAAACAUGCAUGCCAAUUCAAAUCAAUUAUACAAAAACAAAAGAGACAAAACGUACACCAAUAGAAAGUUCAAUUUUUUUUUUUCGAAAAGGUAUACUUUAGUGGAGAGAAAAAAGAUAAGAAUCUAUUCCCAACAUAUUUCCCCAUCUUUGGAUUUAGGCCAAGAACAAGAAUCAUCUUCAAAAGUUUCAAUCUUUCUAAACCAUCAUCAUCUUUGGACAAAGGGCAAGAAUCUACUUAAACAAUACCAAAGGAAAAGUACUAAAAUCAAAAUUCUUUUAAAAAAAUAAUAGUAAUGGUGAACACUUCAUCUCCCUCUUCUUCCUUCUUCUUCUUCUUCUCUACAAAAAUGGAAAUUUCAUUCAUUCUUCCCACCAAACAAAUGGCAUUCUCUUCAAUCUCCCUCUCCCUUUCCUUCUGCUUCUCUCUACUCUUAUUCUCUCCUCUCUUUCUCAAAGAAGUCAACGCCUUUACAGGAACGUAUGGAGUAAACUAUGGGAGAAUAGCAGACAACAUACCACCACCACAAAGCGUAGUGACACUUCUCAAAGCAGCAAAGAUCAAAAACAUAAGAAUCUACGACGCAAACAAAGAUGUUCUAACGGCUUUCAAAGGUUCAGGAAUCGAAAUCAUUGUAGGACUUGGUAACGAGUUCUUGAAAGAUAUAAGUGUAGCUGAAGACAGAGCAAUGAUGUGGAUCAAAGAAAAUGUUCAGCCUUACAUUCCUGGAACUCGAAUCAGAGGAAUCGCCGUUGGAAACGAGAUAUUGGGUGGCUCUAGUUUAGAAUUGGGUGAAGUUCUUCUCCCAGCUGUGAAAAACGUUUACAGUUCUCUUCAAAAACUUAAUCUACACAAAUCUAUUGAGGUUUCAAGUCCACAUUCAGAGGCAGUUUUCGCCAAUUCAUAUCCACCAUCUUCAUGUGUGUUUAAAGAAGAUGUAGCCCAAAUCAUGAUACCACUUUUGAAAUUCUUUCAACAAAUUGGAACCCCUUUUUAUAUCAAUGCUUACCCUUUUCUAGCUUACAAAAGUGACCCUGAACACAUUGAUAUAAACUAUGCUCUGUUCAAGAAAAGUCCUGGCAUUUUCGAUGCCAAAACUAAUCUUCAUUACGACAACAUGUUCGAUGCUCAGCUUGAUGCUGCUUAUGCAGCUUUGGAGAAAGCUGGGUUUCCUAAAAUGGAAGUGAUUGUGUCUGAAACAGGUUGGGCUUCGAAAGGUGAUAGUGAUGAAGCUGGUGCUAAUCUCAAAAACGCUAGAACUUAUAACUUGAAUUUGAAGAAAAAAUUGCUUAAGAAAAAGGGUACUCCUUAUAGGCCUAAGACUAAGGUAAGGGCUUAUAUUUUCGCUUUGUUUAAUGAGAAUCUAAAACCUGGUCCAACUUCGGAAAGGAACUUUGGGCUGUUUAAGGCUGAUGGGAGUAUAUCUUAUGAUAUUGGUUUCACUGGGUUGGCUCCUUCUUCUGCCACUUCUUCUCUAUUGUCGUUUAAGGGUAUUGGAAUUCAAGGUUUGGUUCGAUCAUCGUAUUCAUGGGCUUUUACGAGCUGUGCUGCGGUUCUGCUUCUAAUUUUAUCGUCGUGAUGAUUGAGGAUGUUGACCAAAGACUUUGACUCCCCAUCCUAUACGUUGAGAUCCUUGAAAUUUGAAUUUGAUGUAAAAAUUUGUAUUUGUGUAAAAUAUUUACUGUAUAUGGUAAAUUUAUUCAUUCAAUUCCAAGUAUAUAUACCAAUGAUAACACGAUUAUUUUUUAUAUAUG
Cannabis sativa is the source of this 2649-nucleotide messenger RNA. Its product is annotated as glucan endo-1,3-beta-glucosidase 14. Lineage: Eukaryota; Viridiplantae; Streptophyta; Magnoliopsida; Rosales; Cannabaceae. The record is from RefSeq and is a predicted model, not a curated record. Gene Ontology annotation, biological process: carbohydrate metabolic process. Gene Ontology annotation, cellular component: plasma membrane. Gene Ontology annotation, molecular function: hydrolase activity, hydrolyzing O-glycosyl compounds. The transcript has 3 exons. Bases 1191 to 2474 code for a protein of 427 amino acids.